UUUUUUUUUUUUGAAGGAAAGUGACAAAUCUUUGUUAUUGUCUUUUGGUUCAAAGAACAAGUGCCAAUUUAUUUUCUUGUAUUUUUUGUGUCUUUCUGAUUAGUCUUUUUCAUAUUGCAAAUAAAAAAAAAAGAAUUCGGUGAAGAGGGUCAUAACAUAACACAAACAUUGUAACCAUUGUUUUGUGUUGAAAAAAAUGGAAGAUGGAAAUGUUGGAGAGACAUUGUUGAAGAAAAAGUACUAUGAGAAUUGUCCUGGUUGUAAAGUUGACAAAGCAAAAGAGCUCAAAACUGAUGUUUCAUUUCGAAAUCUCUUGAACAUAUGGAUGGUGGUUUUAUGCAGCUCUCUACCUAUAUCAUCUCUAUUUCCUUACCUAUAUUUCAUGAUAAGAGAUUUCAAUAUUGCAAAAAGAGAGGAGGACAUAAGUGCUUAUGCAGGUUAUGUGGGAUCUGCAUUCAUGCUUGGAAGAUCUUUGACAUCAAUAUCAUGGGGGAUAGUAGCAGAUCGUUACGGUAGAAAACCUGUGGCAAUUUUAGGGAUUAUCUCGGUUAUCAUCUUCAACACACUAUUUGGCCUUAGCACGAGUUUUUGGAUGGCUGUUACAACGCGGUUUUUUCUUGGAUGUUUAAAUGGUUUGCUUGGACCAAUGAAGGCAUACUGCUCUGAAAUUUUUCGAGAAGAAAAGCAAGCUCUUGGACUCUCAACUUUCAGUGCAGCUUGGGGCAUAGGUUUAAUAAUUGGACCAGCUUUGGGAGGUUAUUUGGCUCAGCCAACUGUAAAAUACCCAAAUCUAUUUCCAAAGGAUUCCUUCUGGGACAAGUUUCCAUAUUUCUUGCCUUCCAUUUCGAUAUCAGCUUUUGCGUUUGUGGUAGCAAUUGCCUGCAUCUGGCUUCCGGAAACAUUACACAACCACCCUCUUAGCAAUGAGUCCAUUGAUGAUGCUGAAGCUUUAGAAACUGGAAGAAAUGGGAGAGCAGGCAAAAACAAGAUAAUCCAAAAAGAUGAAAACCUCUUCCUAAACUGGCCCUUAAUGUCAUCUAUUGUUGUGUAUUGCAUUUUCUCACUUUAUGAUAUUUCUUAUCAAGAGGUCUUCUCAUUAUGGGCGGUUAGUCCUAGAAGGUUGGGUGGUUUGAACUUCACAACUGAAAAUGUUGGUGAUGUUCUUGCAAUAUCAGGUAUUGGUCUUAUUGUCUACCAGCUUUCCCUAUACCCAUCAUUAGAAAAAUCUUUUGGACCUGCAAGAUUUGCUCGCAUCUCCGGGGUGUUAGCCAUACCUAUUUUGCAAAGUUACCCCUUCAUAGCAAUGCUUUCUGGAAUCACAUUAUACCUAGUGAUUAAUAUUGCUUCUCUUCUGAAGAAUAUUCUCAGUGUGACCAUAAUCACAGGUUUAUUUCUUAUGCAAAAUAGAGCAGUGGAGCAACGUCAAAGAGGGGCAGCUAACGGCAUUGCUAUGACUGGAAUGUCAAUAUUCAAAACAAUUGGUCCAGCUGGAGGUGGUGCAGUAUUAGCUUGGUCACAAAAACGGAUGCACGCAUCUUUUCUCCCAGGGACUCAUAUGGUAUUUUUUGUCCUGAAUAUUGCUGGAGGACUUGGAGUUCUAUUGAUGUUUACGCCAUUUUUGACUGAAAAAAAGAAAACACCCUCUCAGCAGUUACACUAACAUAAAUAAAGGAUAUAAAUUGAACCUUUUCUCUAUAAAAAUCCUCUUUAGAGAAAAAGGGUGAGGAUUAUUAAUGCAUAUCAAUCACAGGACCAGAUUGAUGCUUUCACAUUAUGGUUCUCUAUCAUAGUAGCCUGCCAUCGAAUAUUUUUUUGUAUAACCAUGUUACAGUAUUCACUGUCAUUUAGUAGUGAUUAAUCUCUGUCGUACGAUCUAUUAGGUGCACAAGGUGAGUUUUUCCCUCCCGACCUAUUUUGUCCGAAUGUGAUAAGAUAUGUUCGUGGUCUGUGCCAUCCUAUAUAUGUGUUGUUGUAACAAUCAAUAGUAUGAAUCAAUACAAUCAUACCUUUUUAUUUUCCCUGUAUGGUUAAA
Molecule: messenger RNA, 2032 nt
Organism: Medicago truncatula (barrel medic)
Lineage: Eukaryota; Viridiplantae; Streptophyta; Magnoliopsida; Fabales; Fabaceae
Product: protein ZINC INDUCED FACILITATOR-LIKE 1
Exons: 17
Coding region: 197-1660 (487 amino acids)
Biological process (GO): transmembrane transport; regulation of stomatal closure
Cellular component (GO): plant-type vacuole membrane; plasma membrane
Molecular function (GO): solute:potassium antiporter activity
Source: RefSeq, a predicted model, not a curated record